AUGGGGGCGAAAGGGCUUUUUCAACUCUUAUCAAAUUUUGGUGUGGUGCUGGAUGCGUACAUUCCGAACAAGAGGAGAAAAUCUACAGGAUCCAGAUUUGGAUUUAUCAAGUAUGGUUACUCGGUAGCAACAGAUAUGGCUCUGCAGAAAGCUAAUGGACUUUGGUGUGAUGACAAAGCACUGAAGGUUAAAAUGGCUGAGUUCAGCAAGGUACAUGAUAAAAAUCAAAGUAUCCGACAACCAGUACAGCAGUGGAGGGAAAAGGAUGGACAUCACACUGUAAGGGCUCCUUAUCAGGGGAGAAAGUCUUAUGCCGAUGUGGUUAGAGGCAGGGGCCCUCAACCCAACUCAGCCCGAACUAUUAAGGUACAGAAAGGUGCAAAUGGAUGGUUGUAUGAAAGUGCAGUAGUAAGAUUGAAACCACACCUCUCGGUUGCAGAGUUUCUGGGGCUGAUUACUUGUUUGCAUGCCCAACUCUGCACUCAACAACAGACCUAUGCAUUGCUCCAAUUUAAGCAACAAUUUUCCUUCAAUAAAUUUGCUUCCUACACAUUGGUCCGUGACAACGGUGUUUCCGUCACAUACGUCGAUCUCUGUGAUUAUUCUUACCCGAAGAUGAAGUCGUGGAAGGAGGGUUCUGAUUGUUGCUCAUGGGAUGGGGUCGAGUGUGACAACAACACAAGUCAAGUAAUUGGCCUCGACCUCAGUUGCAGCAGGCUCAACGGCACCAUCCAACCCAAUAGCACCAUCUUCUACUACUUUCCUCACCUCCAAAGCCUCAACCUUGCUUUCAAUGACUUCGGUAUGUCUCCAAUCUCAUCUGAAUUUAGUCGGUUCACCAGACUGACACACCUCAACCUCUCAUGGUCUAGUUUUUCUGGCAAAGUCCCUAUAGAAGUCUCCUUUCUGAGCAAAUUGGUCUCGCUUGAUCUCUCUUCCAAUGAUGGUUUGAGGUUGGAAGAACCUGGAUUUGAUUUACUUGUUCAAAACGUAACCAAGGUAAGAGAACUUAAUCUUCGAGGUGUUUACAUAUCUUCAGUAGUUUCGAAUUCCUUGCUCAAUCUGACUUCUUUAACACAUCUCGAUCUUAUUUGGUGUGGAUUGCUUGGAAAAUUUCCUGACGGAAUAUUCCAUUUACCACAUCUGAAUGAGCUUCGUAUAGGUGAAAAUACUGCUCUCACUGGUUAUUUUCCCGAGUUUAUAAACUCGAGCAGUCCUAUCCAGUACUUGUACCUUACAGACACUAAUUUCUCUGGAGAACUACCCGACUCAAUUGGGAAUUGGAAGUCUUUGAAUAUGUUGGAUGCCAGUGGUUGUAAAUUUUAUGGAUCCAUCCCUACCUCGCUCGGAAACCUUACGGAAAUGGCUUAUUUAGACAUCGGAUAUAACAAUUUCACUGGCAUGCUCCCAUCUUCCCUUUCAAACCUUGGAAAUCUCGUCUACUUGGGCGUUGGGGGUAAUAAUUUUGAAGGUAAAAUCGCAGAUUUUUUACCUAAUGUAAAAAGUCUUCUUUAUUUAUAUAUUUUUUCAAAUAACUUUGGCGGUCCAUUCCCAUCAUUGCUUGCAAACCUAACAUCACUUGUUAGCUUAGAUUUGUCAAAUAAUCAGCUAGCGGGACCUGUUCCAUUACAAAUAAUUGGACUUCCAAAUCUAACAUGGUUAAGUUUAGGUGACAACUUAAUCAACGGUGCAAUUCCAUCUUGGGUCUUCAGCUUGCCAGCAUUGGAAUACUUUAACCUCAGUAAUAACAAAUUGACUGGCCAUAUAAAAGAGUUCAAAUCCACUCAUUUAACUGUAGUUGAUUUGAGCAAUAACAACCUACAUGGUAGGUUUCCAAGUUCAACCUUCAAACUCGUAAACCUUACUAGUCUCAUUCUUUCAUCAAAUAACUUCAGUGGUGAGCUAGACAUGCUCUGUCAUGCAGUUUCCCUUCAAGUUCUUCUCUUGUCUAGUAAUAGCUUUAAUGGUUCUAUUCCACAAUGUUUAGGAAACUUCAGCAGACAUUUCUAUGUGCUCGAUCUGCAGAAGAAUAAUUUUUCUGGCACCAUUCCUAAUACAUUUGUAAAGGGAAAUUACUUUGAAACUAUCAGCCUUUAUGGAAAUGGAUUUGAGGGGGAAGUACCAAAAUCUUUAGUCAAUUGCAAAAUGCUAAAAGUGCUAGAUCUUGGAUGUAACAAGUUCUCUGCUAAAUUUCCAUAUUGGUUGGAAAAACUACAGUGGUUGCAAGUUCUAAUAUUGAGAUCUAACAAAUUCCAUGGACACAUGCCAACUUCCAAAGCCAAAUUUCUCUUCCCUAACUUGCGAGUUAUGGAUUUGUCAGACAAUUAUUUUACUGGUCCAUUGCCGAAAAAUUAUAUCAAUAAUUUCAAUGCUAUGAUGAAUGUCAACGAAGCCAGUUAUAAAUUGCAAUACUUAAGCAUGGCUGACAGUAAUUACUAUUGUUUGACUAUAGUAAUCAAAGGAUCAACCAUAGAAAUGGUAAAAGUCCUAACCAUUUUCACUGCAAUUGAUUUAUCGAAAAACAAUUUUGAAGGUGAGAUUCCAGAGAUCAUUGGAAGGCUGAAUUCAAUCCGAGGGCUCAACUUAUCCCACAACAACCUUAUAGGUUGUAUACCGGCAUCUCUUGCUAAUUUGACAACGCUUGAAUGGUUAGAUCUCUCUUCCAACAAAUUCACUGGGGAGAUUCCUCAACAACUAAGGAAUUUGAUAUCCCUUGAAGUCUUGAACCUUUCGCAGAAUCAACUAAUAGGACCGAUACCACAAGGCAACCAAUUUGAUACAUUUUUAAAUGAUUCCUACAUUGGCAACUUGGCAUUAUGUGGACCUCCAUUGCUUAAUACAUGCAAUCCAAGGACACCACAACCACCACCCUUGAUGUUUCAACAAGAAGACAAUACUUCAAGUGGAUUCAAUUGGGAAGUCAUAUUACCGGGUUAUAUAUGUGGGCUUGUAUGGGGACUUGUUAUGGGAUAUCUUAUGUUCUCUAGAGGAAAACCUCAAUGGCUUGUGAGGAUCAUUGAAGGUGAACGAAAUGGAAGCAGAAAGAGAUUUAAAAAGCAUGCUCACAAGAAUAGAGGAAGGUGA
Molecule: messenger RNA, 3084 nt
Organism: Camellia sinensis
Lineage: Eukaryota; Viridiplantae; Streptophyta; Magnoliopsida; Ericales; Theaceae
Source: RefSeq, a predicted model, not a curated record